Tupaia belangeri chinensis (Chinese tree shrew) is the source of this 3078-nucleotide messenger RNA. RefSeq names its product protein kinase C eta (gene PRKCH). The record is from RefSeq and is a predicted model, not a curated record. NCBI's taxonomy places the organism in Eukaryota, Metazoa, Chordata, Mammalia, Scandentia, Tupaiidae. Gene Ontology annotation, molecular function: diacylglycerol-dependent serine/threonine kinase activity; ATP binding. The transcript has 14 exons. Gene Ontology annotation, biological process: protein phosphorylation. Bases 482 to 2533 code for a protein of 683 amino acids.
GGCGGCAGCUGCUUCCUGGUUUGAAGCUCGCGGAGGGGGGGAGAGCGUGAGCCCGCAGAGGCGGGGGCAGGAGUAGAAGCAGGGAAGGCGGGGGAAGAGACGCUUGUGGCUGGAGCUAAGCUAACCGGACGGGUCGCUCCGGCUCUCGGGGGAGAGGAGCUGCUUGGCCCUGGAGAAGGGGCGAGUCUCACGCGAGCCUCGGGAAGCGCCGCCCGCUCGAGAGGGACGACCCGGCUUUCCCAGCCCUCUUAGGGCUAGCGCCGGGCUCCCCUCCUUUCCACCUCGGGAGGGAGGGAGGGAAGGAGGGGAGGAGGAGGUCCCACGGAGAGAUAGAAUGGCCAGUCGAGGGGUGCUUGGGCUCUGCUUUCCCCCAGAGCUGCCUCCACUCCUGCGGCUGCCGCGAGGGCUAGCCUGAGCUGGGGCUCCUCGCUCUCCUGCUGCGAGCCCGUGCGGUCCCCCGGGGCCGGGGAGCGGCGCGGGUAUGUCGUCCGGCACCAUGAAGUUCAAUGGCUAUUUGAGGGUCCGCAUCGGCGAGGCUGUGGGGUUACAACCCACCCGCUGGUCCCUGCGCCACUCACUCUUCAAGAAAGGCUACCAGCUGCUGGACCCCUACCUGACGGUAAGCGUGGACCAGGUGCGCGUGGGCCAGACCAGCACCAAGCAGAAGACCAACAAGCCAACGUACAAUGAGGAAUUCUGCGCUAACGUCACGGACGGGGGCCACCUCGAGCUGGCCGUCUUUCACGAGACGCCGCUGGGCUACGACCACUUCGUGGCCAACUGCACCUUGCAGUUCCAGGAGCUGCUGCGCACGGCCGGCGCCUCGGACACCUUCGAGGGCUGGGUGGAUCUGGAGCCAGAAGGAAAAGUAUUUGUGGUAAUAACCUUAACUGGGAGUUUCACUGAAGCUACUCUCCAGAGAGACCGCAUCUUCAAACAUUUCACCAGGAAACGCCAAAGGGCUAUGCGAAGGCGAGUCCACCAGAUCAAUGGACACAAGUUCAUGGCCACAUACCUGAGGCAGCCCACUUACUGCUCACACUGCAGGGAGUUUAUCUGGGGAGUAUUUGGGAAACAGGGUUACCAAUGCCAAGUGUGCACCUGCGUCGUCCAUAAGCGCUGCCAUCAUCUAAUUGUUACAGCCUGUACUUGCCAAAACAAUAUUAACAAAGUGGAUUCAAAGAUUGCUGAACAGAGGUUUGGAAUCAACAUCCCACACAAGUUUAGCAUUCACAACUACAAAGUGCCAACCUUCUGUGAUCACUGUGGCUCUCUGCUCUGGGGGAUAAUGAGACAAGGACUUCAGUGUAAAAUAUGUAAAAUGAAUGUGCACAUUCGAUGUCAAGCGAACGUGGCCCCUAACUGUGGGGUGAAUGCAGUGGAGCUGGCCAAGACCCUGGCAGGAAUGGGUCUCCAACCUGGAAAUAUUUCUCCAACCUCGAAACUCGUUUCCAGAUCAACCCUAAGACGACAAGGAAAGGAGAGCACCAAAGAAGGAAAUGGGGUCGGAGUGAAUUCUUCCAGCCGACUUGGUAUCGACAACUUUGAGUUUAUCCGAGUGUUGGGGAAGGGGAGUUUUGGGAAGGUGAUGCUCGCAAGAAUAAAAGACACAGGAGACCUCUAUGCUGUGAAGGUGCUGAAGAAGGACGUGAUCCUGCAGGACGAUGAUGUGGAGUGCACGAUGACCGAGAAGAGGAUCCUGUCCUUGGCCCGCAAUCACCCCUUCCUCACUCAGUUGUUCUGCUGCUUUCAGACUCCUGAUCGUCUGUUUUUUGUGAUGGAGUUUGUGAAUGGCGGCGACUUGAUGUUCCACAUCCAGAAGUCUCGUCGUUUUGAUGAAGCACGAGCCCGUUUCUAUGCUGCAGAAAUCAUUUCGGCACUUAUGUUCCUACACGAGAAAGGAAUCAUCUACAGAGAUCUGAAACUGGACAAUGUACUCUUGGAUCACGAGGGCCACUGCAAACUGGCAGACUUCGGAAUGUGCAAGGAGGGGAUUUGCAAUGGAGUCACCACGGCCACAUUCUGUGGCACGCCCGACUAUAUUGCUCCAGAGAUCCUGCAGGAAAUGCUGUACGGGCCUGCAGUGGAUUGGUGGGCCAUGGGCGUGUUGCUCUACGAGAUGCUCUGUGGACAUGCGCCCUUUGAGGCGGAGAAUGAAGACGACCUCUUUGAGGCCAUACUGAAUGAUGAAGUGGUCUACCCUACCUGGCUCCAUGAAGAUGCCACAGGGAUCCUAAAAUCUUUCAUGACCAAGAACCCCACUAUGCGCUUGGGCAGCCUGACUCAGGGAGGUGAGCACGCUAUCUUGAGACAUCCUUUUUUUAAGGAAAUUGACUGGGCCCAGCUGAACCAUCGCCAACUGGAGCCACCUUUCAGACCCAGAAUUAAAUCCCGAGAAGAUGUCAGUAAUUUUGACCCUGACUUUAUAAAGGAAGAGCCAGUUUUAACUCCAAUUGAUGAGGGACAUCUUCCUAUGAUUAACCAAGAUGAGUUUAGAAACUUUUCCUAUGUGUCUCCAGAAUUGCAACCAUGAGAUGAGAGAGAUGGUCUGAGAACCAAAAAGGAAAAGAGAUUUUCCAGGAAUUUCCUUUGUGGGAAUUCUCUAGCAUCUGCCUUAGAACAAGAACCUUACCUUCAAGGAGCAAGAAGAGAAGCCCAUGAAGGUUGGAACUUCAAGAGAUCAAUUAUUUCAAGUCCAGAGGGAGUCACAGUACUGGAAAUAGUUGAUACUGAAAGGAGAUUUCAUGAAGUUUCCUGUUCAACCUGUGAGUUUCCGUGGCUAUUGCAAGCUUGGGGCAGUAACAAGAGCCAAGAGGAGAGAAGGCAUGAAGAAGAAAUUAGAUCCAAGAAAUUCUGAGCCAAACAGGCUUUUUUACUUCAAGAGAUAAGUGAAGACUUUCUAUGGAUGACUCUGCACACUUCUUUAAGCCAGUGAACUCCUCACACAGUCCAGGAGAAGUCUUUAAAUGCUAAUGAAGAACUUACAGGUCUUUUUUAAGGAAAUGCAUAGCUUUGCAAAUAGGAUGAUUUUUCUCUGAUGAAACAAAAAGUGGUAUCUAUAAAACUCACAACUUAAAG